This is a messenger RNA of Naegleria fowleri, 1122 nucleotides long. RefSeq lists its product as uncharacterized. Bases 1 to 1122 code for a protein of 373 amino acids. Gene Ontology annotation, biological process: protein polyubiquitination; proteasome-mediated ubiquitin-dependent protein catabolic process. The transcript has a single exon. The record is from RefSeq and is a predicted model, not a curated record. Lineage: Eukaryota; Heterolobosea; Eutetramitea; Acrasida; Naegleriidae. Gene Ontology annotation, molecular function: ubiquitin protein ligase activity.
AUGAAUUUAUAUAUAUAUGAUCAUGUGAGGCUGAUUUUGCUUGAUUUUGAAAAUGAAACUUUAAAUUUGAAAUCAUCAUUACAACCCACAAAAAAGCCAUGGGCCCAACAUUUAACGAUUAAUAAUGAUGAAUCAACCACUUCCGAUCAAGUAUGCCGCUUGAAAGAAUUAUUUUCAAAAUUAAAAGCAAAGAUGAUGCGGAAAUUAGGUCGUCGUGCAAAACCCUUUCAAAUGAAAUUUGAAUUAGUACAUACUUUUGGACAAUUGGGAGUGCAGGGAAAUGACGAUGAAACACUUUCAUUACCGAUAGAUGUGAAAGUUUCUUAUACACAUUCCUGUAUUUUGGUCAGUGGUUUUCGGAGAAUACAAGUAUUUGAUUUGCACACAAAACAGUUUAAAUCAUCAAUAUCUUUCUCUUCAGAGGUUCAUAAUUUGGUUCCAAAUUUUUUAUGUGUGGAGGAGCUUUAUGAAGAAGAAAGAGAUGCAUUGCUGUUAAGUGGGACUCACCUAAUUUAUAAAUAUGAUUUGGAAUUUUUAUUACAAACUGUUGCAACAGUUGACAUGAAUGCAGAUACAUGUCUUUGGAAAUCUGACAUGGUUGUAAGCCCACAAGGAAUAGCAAUAGAGAAACAGUUACAACAAGCAUUUAUCAGUGACGCUCAUUGGGCGUAUAUUGUUGUUCUAGACUUAAAAACUGGAGAGUUAAUUAAUUUCAUAGAACUAUGUAUGUUUCCGUAUGGAGUUGCUGUUACGACAAGUAUUGAGAUGAGCGGAACACUUUACGUGAUUUCUGCAGGAACGAAUGCAGAUAACUGUAUUGAAAUAAUGAAGAGAAAUAACGAUGGUUUUUACACAAAAAAGGCACAAUUUUGCGACUAUGGACAAGAGAUAGGGAAUCUUUGGUUACCCAAUGGGCUGGUAUUUGAUCACAAAGCAAAGAACCUCAUUGUAAGCGAUAAAGAACAACAAUUAAUUCAAAUAUUUACGUUGGAAGGAAAUUUUGUAAUUUCUUUUAAGGACGAAAUCAAUUUAAAAAGACCUGUUGGGAUGUGCUUGAAUGAGCUUACCGGAGAGUUGUUGAUUUGCAAUUUUGCAGAUCACACCGUCAAAGUUUAUAGAUGA